AUUGCGACUGUACGAGACUGACUGGCCAGCAACUGUGGAAGUCGAAGGCGGCGAGAUCGAGGUGAUACUGUUGAUGAGAGCAGAGCAGGGUAAGGUAAGAGAGGAGAGCGGUCACACAAGGUGGAGAGGCUUGGGGUACGAUGAGGCUAUUGCUAAAGCAAAGGUGGGAAGUUCGCAGAGCUAGAUCGUGGUCAGAAGGCUUGUUGGUGCCUAGUCCGAGACGGUCUAUCAAUGGUGCGCAAAACGUUUCGCUGAUGCGCAACGCGAUAUCACACCAACAUUGUGAGACAUUCGAACAGAUCCUCAUGCACCGCCAACGACCGUUGAGGCAGGCAACCGGUGACACCGUGCUGUUGCUGGCGCAACCACGCAUCGUGCGUGCCUGGGUGCAGCGCAAGCCGACGGCCAACGCGGGGUUGUUGACGCCUCAUCAAAUUCUGUUCGUUGACGAAAAUGACCGAUUCGUGGGCUAGCAAAGCUCCUGGCGAGGGGCGAGUUGAGCGUCGAGGAAGGAAAAGAGAGGGGCCGAGAAGUCACCUCCACUCUUCACCGGACUCUUCACCGGUGAGCAAGCAGGCAGG
Ceraceosorus bombacis is the source of this 581-nucleotide messenger RNA. The record is from the annotation of a GenBank genome assembly. NCBI's taxonomy places the organism in Eukaryota, Fungi, Basidiomycota, Exobasidiomycetes, Ceraceosorales, Ceraceosoraceae.